Messenger RNA from Spirodela intermedia, 6065 nucleotides. The record is from the annotation of a GenBank genome assembly. NCBI's taxonomy places the organism in Eukaryota, Viridiplantae, Streptophyta, Magnoliopsida, Alismatales, Araceae.
AUGCUUCGUUUCUCCCUCCCCCCGACGCUUACCGCAGCCGCCUCACCACAGGGCUUGCCUCUCCACCUUGCCGCUGCUGCGUCUCCUCGUCAUUCUUCCCGCCAUCGCUAUCGCUGCCCAUCUUCCCCGUGUGCUCUCUCCGCUCUGUCGGGACUCCCUCUCCGGCCCCUCUGGUGCGCCCAGCCGAAGCAGGACUCCGCUCCGGCAGUAGCCGAUGAUGGCGAGGACGGAGGGCUUGGCGAGGAGCUGCACAAGCUGUUGGCUCUCCUGCCGGAGGGAAUGCGAGAGAGGGUGGGUGCUCACCCGGAGCUCCACCAACUCGUUGAGAUAGUCAUGGACCUGGGCCGAAGGCCCCUCGCCCGUUUCCCUUCCGGCGACUUCGUCCUCUCUGAUAAUCCGAUUACUCUCAACGAUCUCCACCAUGCCAUAUCUCAGGUCUGUAAAUGUACGAAUCGGAAUUGAGGAAACCAUCUACUCGGCGAGGAGAAUUGAUUGAAGAGGUGAAUCCGAUACCCGAUGCUUGUAGGUGGGGGACUUCACGGCGGACAACCGGGCGGGUAUCAGCCGGACAUUGCAUCGAAUCAGCGCCAUCCGGAACCGCAAGGGUGUGAUUGUCGGUCUGACUUGCCGGGUCGGACGGGCUGUGGCUGGAAGUGCUAAUCUGCUGAGAGAUUUGAUUGAGGACGGCGCAUCCUUGUUGCUCAUUGGACCCCCUGGGGUGGGGAAAACUACGAUCAUUAGGUCGAUUCUGCUGCCAACCCCUGGUUACUUGUCUUUAAACGUUGAAAAGUUUAUUCCUAAUCCUGUACACCAAAUGUAUCUUGUUGAAGAUGCAUCUACGGCAAGGAUUUUUAUAGUCAAAAUAAAAUUUUGCUGAUAUCCAUAUUAUGUGGGGUUUCUGGGAAGCAGAUUUCGAUGAUGCCCGAAGUUGAUUUUAUGAUUGUGAUUUCUUUUCCUCCACACCUAGAGAUGUAGCUCGGAUGCUUGCGGAUGAUUUCGAGAAGCGGGUCAUGAUUGUGGACACAUCGAAUGAGAUAGGGGGGGAUGGUGAUGUUCCCCACGCUGGAAUUGGGAGUGCGCGAAGAAUGCAAGUUCCCAAUCCAGAUAUGCAACAUAAGGUCUGCAAAUAAUUCCUUUCGUAUUAGAAAUAUGUUGAUUGGAUGGAGAAAGGCUUUCAUCAACAACGUGAGCUUAUCGCUUCAUCUAGUUCAGGCCCAAGCAUAGUUAAAACCGAUUUCAAUCUUUUGAUGUGUUCUUUUGCCCCUAUGAUUUCAGUGUCGAUGGGUUCAGUGUCUAUUCUCUUUUGCAUAAGACAUUUUCAUUUAUUCCCUUGCAUGCUUCCGUUUAUUUCAUCAUACAAAUCGGCUAAUCUGAUAUGAAAGAGUUUGUUCUAUGCGGUAUUAUUGCACAACUUAUCGCGUGUUUUCUUUGCCUAACAACUCUACUUGUAAUGUUCAACCUUGAUAUUCACCGUGACUGUUAUUUUCUGUGGGUGCGUUGGUGAGCUUUUGGGAUAGAGUUUCAGGCAAGUAUGGUAUUAUAAAUGCAUGUAACGUCGCUAUUGUUUGGGGAACUCUCUGAGGAGAAGAACAUCCCAUUGGGUGCUGUUAUCUGAUCCAGGAACCAUGUUACUAAAUUCCCUUGUUUGCGUACCCAGGUGUUGAUUGAGGCAGUGGAGAAUCACAUGCCCCAAGUGAUUGUGAUUGAUGAAAUCGGAACCAGACUUGAAGCCACAGCUGCUAGUACAAUUGCACAGCGUGGUAUCCAGCUUGUUGCCACUGCACAUGGAGGGACAAUUGAGAAUCUGACAAUGAAUCCGUCGUUGGAGAUGCUUGUUGGAGGAAUACAGGUGAGGACUACGAAAUGCUGAUAUCCCUGUCACUGUUUUGCUGAGACCCUGGUGAUUUAGAAUUUCAGCGAAACUAAGAAAAUGAUAAGAAAUUAAAGCCAUGAAACUUUUGUCAUACGAUUCUAGUUCACUUGCAAUAUGGGUGCAUUGCAGCCUAGUUUUCUUCCCCUGGCUUGGUGUGUUAUCUUAAGGGUGAUGUGUCCACUGGGCACGAGACUUCUGAAUGAAUGUUUGCUGACUCACUAUCUGUCAGAAAGUGAUAAAAGCUGAAAAUUUGACGUUGAAUAUCCGUAUAUUAUAAUAACUAUGGUUGCAUCUUUUUCUGUUUUAUGUUUGUAAACAUCCCCUCUCCAGGAAUAAAGGGCUUGACUAGGCCCUAUGGUUGAAGGGAAAUGGAGCCAGAGUUGAAAAUAGAGUAUGAAAAAAAGAGUCAAACAUGCAUCAUGGUUUAUGAAAUACAAUAUCAAAGUUCUAUCCUGGAGUGUUUACUCUGAUUCUCCAAUGAAGCUGUAAACAUUGAAUACUUACUUACCCUUGGAUUAAUCUCAAGUUCAGACAUGUUCAGCAUCACAAGUUUGUGUUGUAAGAUCUGUGAGGAACAUUGUCUUUCUAACCUAAAUGACGGCAUUUUUUUGUUUUAUCCCCUUUUAUGUAUUUAUUUUUUAUAUUUAUUUUAACGAAGUACACAAUUGAAUAUCUACUGAUUGUAUUCUAAGGGUAGCUCUCAUUUGUUCUGAUCCAUUAAGCAAUGUUUGGACUCAAUAUGGAUGUGAUUAUGGUAAUGGAUGCAAUCUAUGGUCGCAUUUCUAAGCAGGCAUAUUAGAUGGAAAAAUUAUACUAUUUGGGAUGAAGCAUUUUCAUCUGAACUUGUUCCGUGUAGUUCACCAACUUCCCAGACUCGCCAAUGGUUGAUGUCGGUUUUCGUCCUUCAAUGUCACAAUAGUUAUCUUUUGAAAAAGAAAGGCACAGGGAAUUAGGAAAUAUCUUAGACAAUACGUACACUAGUCACCAGUGAUAUAGCGUUUCUAGUGACCUUAAAUCUUCAAACGGUCAACUUGCAUCCAUGUGAUGUCACACUCUUCUUUGGUUCAUUAUAUGAUAUAUUCUAGCGUCUUAAGUUCUUCCAAAAAGAAGACCAUGAAAAAACUUGUAUGAAGGGACUUUCUUAGAAUGGCAAAACUGUGUGCCAUCUUAUGCAUAUAUCAUGUGCAAAUAUGAGAUACUAUUAAGGCUUUUGUAGAUCUUCUUCCUGGAACGGUAUAGGACGCUGAAACAGGAUGAUAGCCGAAACUUUUUAUAUAUGCAUUGUAUGCAUGUUGUAAUUUGAUGAAUAUUAUUAUAAGAUCAUCAAGGGGAGCAAAAUUAGUUUACUUAUUCGGUAUAUGUGUACUACUAGAAUUUUCGGUUUCCCUUUUACUCAUGUUUAUUUGAAUUAGAUCAUUCCGUUGUAUCUCUUUUCUUGACCUGCUCAUUGGAUUAGAUUAAAUUUUUUGCUGUUAUUUAAGUACAUUUGUACAGCAUCUAUUUACAUUAUGCUACUUAUAAAAGAUUAUUUUUAUCACGUUACUCAGAGGCUCUGUUGAUUGCAAUUAUUUUUGAGUCAUAACUUCACGUGCAAACAAAAUCCACUUUAAUCUGAUCAUUGUAACUGACAUAUAUAAUCCAGAAUGUCACUCUAGGAGAUGAUGAAGCUAGUAGAAGAGGUGUCCAAAAGACUGUCCUGGAGAGAAAAGGGCCUUCAACGUUUACUUGUGGCGUAGAAAUUGUCUCCAAAACUGAGAUGAGAGUUCAUCAUAGUUUGGAGGCAACGGUUGAUGCACUACUUUCAGGUUGAGAAUUUCAGAAGUCUUUUGUUUUGGAUUAAUAUGAUACUGGUGCCUCACGUUCACAUAAAUUUCUUAUAUUUGUUGCAUUGCUCACAGGCAGAACACCCAUGUUUGAAAUUCGUAAGCUGAAUUCUCACGCUUCGAAAGAUGAGAACCUUACACUAGAAAGUGAAGGUUUGAGUGAUGUUCCCUCUCAAAACCUCGCUGAAAUUAUUGUUGAAGACGUGAUGGAGAAUGAUAAAGUAAUCUAUGACGAUAGUUCCUGUGGUAUGAUGGAUGAGCACUCUUUUAAAAUGGAGGCAUCCAUGCGCAUGUUUGCAUAUGGGGUAAGAAUUCGAGUACUCUUGGAGCCAAAGUAGUGUAAUUUUUCUUAUAAUGUAUUUCAUUCUUACGUCGUCGUGCUAUUCGCUAACAAGGUCGUGCUGUUUAUUCUUACCCUCACUGAUACUGCUUGGAUUCCUUUUUGCUCCGGCAUUGGGCAUCUUAGUAGAAAAAGAAGAAUAUAAUAACAUAACGGGAAUUGCAUCUAGCGAGGCUAGCAUCGUGGUGGAUAAGUCAAAUGUCGAUUAUACAUGACCUUAGAUGUCCCAGAUAGAAUGUUAUUUUUUAUCAGCAUUUUUCUUUCAGUUAACUUGCAUCCGGAUUUGAAGGAAGACAUUGUUACUAGUCACAGGCCGCUGUCUAGUCAGUUACGUUGGAGUUCCAACAGACUGUGACUGACUAAAAUGAUCAAAUGAAGUGAUCUUCUUCCACCAAUUUUCUCUGGUAUCUCUAAUCUUCAGCCUCCUCUUUUUGGUGGCACAUGUGCAGCAAAAUAAUCUCGACUUCUCAUGAUUUAUUUAUUCCUAAGAUCCAAUUUUGUUCUGAAAAUUAUUUGAUCCUUAGCCUGCCAAGUUCUUCAGCUUUAUUGGAUGGAUUCAAUGUCUCCGGUUUGGUCUCCCUUUAAGGCCCCUUUAGUCUAUCCAUUAAGUGGCUACCAUGUUCAAAAAUUAUGAAACUUGUACUAGUGUAGAUUACAGUUAACCAGCACUAAUAGUUUUUCUUUUCAGUAUGACGUAGUGCCUUCUCUUAGAUCAUCGGCUCAUUUAGAUGCUUACAGCGGGAGACACGGGAUAGGUGAUUGGAUCGGCCUAAAAUUAGUUUCAUACUUGAGUUUUUUUCGCAAACUGGACGUAGGAAAGAAGCUGAACCAAAUAGCGGGUUUCUAGGGGCAUAUAACUAUCUCAAAUUACUGACUCCAUAAGCUUUGUGAAGAUUAGACGACUUUCCAUGUAAUUUGUAGAAGAAAUGGAGCUCGAAAAUCUCUCAAUGCACCCGUCUCUCACUUUGAUGUACUCAAAUAGCAGUGGGUUAAGGUACUGGAGUUUGCGAGUGUAUUGUUCUACUCGAGGAACGUGAAUCUGGUAGUGAUUAUAGGGCAUGGUAGUAUAGAAUUGGUUGAACUCGAGGUACGAGUAUCUCAUGCUGAUUUCGUCAAAGUUGUGGCUUCCUGUCAUUCCCCUGUUUAACCUGUUUCCUGGUUACCGAAAUUUAAAUGUUGAACUGAAUAGAGUGUGCAGCUGUUGUAGAUCCUGGAGAUAAGUGUUGUGCAAGCAAUCAAGAAGCUCGGACUGGACGAAGUAGUUCAGCUAACUGAUAACAUAAGCGAGGCUGAUGCAUUUCUAGCCCUGCACUCGAAGCUCAAGAAGAACCCGCGGAUUCAGGCUGCGGCAAGAUCUCAAGGCAUACCCAUAUAUGUAACUAAGGUGAAUAACAGUAACCCUUGAUUGCCAUUCUCUGCCCACCAAUUCAGACGCCGUAACAAUGUGUUUUCGGGUGUUGUUGGCAUAGACGAGCUCUUUGCUACAAAUAACCAAGGCUCUUCGCGUCAUAGUGGCUGAACGUGACAACGAAGCGCAGCACUUUCAGGCCGAAGAUGAUAUGAGCUCAGUGGAAAAAGUCGAUGCUCUGGAGGUAAAGUGAGGCGCAUCUCUCUACCGAGGCCGUCAUACUCUUGCAUUCUUUCCUAAAUCGUACAUUGCAAAGCUUCUUAUUUCUCCGCGAGGAAUUCGUUUCUUCUUGUACGAGGCUAAAACUCGAUCAAAUCUUGCCAGGAGGCAAGGCUUGCUAUUGAGCAGGUCGUAAUUCCAAAGAGGCGCUCUGUGGACCUCCUACCGAGGCCAUCCCACAUCAUUGUGGCCCAGAUGGGCUUCAUUGGGGAAUACAAGCUCUUGUGCGAGAAGGUCGGGCAAGAGCCGAAUAUUCAUUUGCGCAUCCUUCCAACGCACACAGAGACCACCAGUUCUUCCGACGGGGAUGCAACCGAUCCUGGACUGGAGGAAUCGGACAGUCCGAGCGAUCCUGGCAGCCCUCACAGUAGCGUGGUCAGGCUACCCCUCCUCCCUGAGUAG